AUGCCCUUGACGUAUCAUCAUCCAUAUCUCAAUGGUGAUGUUGUUCACACCAAGCGCUCUGUAAAGGGCAAGGAAAAUGGCGGAAAUUUAGAUUUGAGCAAUGGAAGUCUGCCUUUAUUCAGCUCUGUAAAAGAGCUCCAAGGGCUAAAGUUUGAAGGGUUUCAGGAACUCAGCUCUUUCAUCAAAGGAAAAAAAGGUUCUAUACUUGAUAUAACGGCGAAUAGUGAUGGUUCUCAGGAAGAGGAUAAUGAUCAAGUGUCAGUUGAUGGAGAUCAAGAUAUGAUUGAAGAAACGCAAACGGAAAAGUCUUUGGAAGAUCAUUUCAUUUCUUUGUCAUUGUUUCAAGAAAAGCUUUUAGGACGAAAGGAGUUGCAGUUGCUCACCAUAGGAGUGAAUAAUCUUCCUACUGGGGUCACGAGAUCUGCUGGCCUGGUGGCUGGAUUUUUGGAAAGUGUUAUAGACGAUUAUCUGGUUGAUUUUUUGCCAAAUGAUGGAAACAGCAAGUACUUUUGGAGUUUUGUGGAUAAUGAUGUUGUCGAGUUCAAAGUAGUAUUUAUACAGUUUCGAAGUUUUGAGCUGCUACGAAUGGUAAUCCAGAUAUUCGAAAAGAUGAAUUUGAAGAUGCAUAUUUCAGAGGGCUGUAAGAAGGUCUUAGAACAAGUUGAAACCUUUGAACGAGAUGAAGAUGCCGAAAAAGUAAAAGAGUACAUCGAGCUUAUUUCUAAACUAUCAUCCAGGAAACUUCAUUCCUAUAAAAGUCACGGUGAUGUUGUAGAGAAGCUAGAUAAUUUGUCAAAGUACUACAAUAGGUAUCGAAUCGACCCUAAGGAACUGGUUGAUGUUCCGAAUGAACUAGUAGACACAGUGAAAAAGGAAAUUGUGGAAUUUAGGUUGAAUGUAUUGAAGUUAGAGAAAAGUAAACGAGAAACACAGAUGCUAAAUGAUAAGAGAAAGGCUCGUAUGAGAUUGCGCCGAAUGUUGCAACUGAAUAAUGUGUCCGGGAAUUUGGGUAAUAGCAGAAACGAGGACGAAGAUGAAGAUGAAGAUGAAUACGAAGAUGAAAACGAAAAACAGUUCAAUGAAAUGACAGAUGAAGAAUAUGAAAGGCGUCGCAUGGAAAAUGUGCAGCUAAACCAUAAGAAAAAAUUCGAACUCUACGAGUCCUCUGUUCACAAGAAUGAUAUUGCAAGGAUCAACAAUAUUCACAACUUUGAGAAUAAUAUCAAACAUUCGUCAUAUGAAUCGAAACUGGUUCCUUCUAGAAGGGAAAAGUUCUUGGAAGAAUACGUUCUCCACAUCAAAGAGAGUACAAACAGCAUAGACAAAAACAUACAGUAUUACAAGAAACACGUCAAUUAUGUUAAUUUUAGAGAAAAAGUAAAGCUUAAAGAAGAAGCGAUGGAUGCACAAGAUAGAGAAGAAGAAAACUUUGAAGCUAAAGCAGUUCAGGAAUCAGAUCAAUUUCUACAAUCGCUAGGCAAGAAGAGUCAACCACAACAAAUUCCGGACUCUCUUCAUCAACCAAUCAUUGAAAAAAUCAAUCAAGUUAUCAAUGAUCUACUGGGAAUGACAGAGGAGUCCCUGACUCGAUUCAUUUUCAACUUUUUCAGGGACAAUUUUUUUCAAUUGGACCAUUCCAAUGUGGAAUAUCUAGCGUUCAUAAAGGAGCUGGAAGAAACCCUGGACGAAGACGCAAGAAAAGCCUCGGAUGAAAUCGAACAGUUUAUUCAGGUCCAGGUUUCAAAACCAUAG
Molecule: messenger RNA, 1752 nt
Organism: Komagataella phaffii GS115
Lineage: Eukaryota; Fungi; Ascomycota; Pichiomycetes; Pichiales; Pichiaceae
Exons: 1
Coding region: 1-1752 (583 amino acids)
Source: RefSeq, a predicted model, not a curated record